AUGGAAACAGCGUGGCCAGCAUCUGCUUCGGCCAAUCUAUGGACACUGACUUCGAUUCAGUAUGUGCAAGAGAAGCGAGAUUCCACUGAGGCAAAUGCUCUACCUGAUAUUGUCCCUACUAGCAUCACAAUCGUCAAUCAAAGCACAGCUGGACCUCAUCUGCAGAGAGAGAUUGGUGUAUUUCGUAAAUCUUCCUUUGGAGCAGCGCCUACGCCACCGACAGUCCAACUAGCGACUAGAAAUCACAGGAGCCAAGAUGAAAUGGCUGAAUCCGGGGGCUCUAGUGACUGCGAGCAGACAGAGCGUACUGAUACCAAAACUUUACGACCUUGGACCCCGUACAUGGUCAAGCGAAACGAGGCUCCGGACCCUGAGAUUGACCACUAUGGGCAGCAAGUCCGAUAUGCAGAAGGGCUGAACGAGGAGAAGGAUAACUUCGAGACGGCAAGCAUUGAUCGCUUCCCUUCUGCAACAAAUAACUCUACCGAGGAGGUCGGAGAUAGUUUCCGAAAUUACUCCUUCCGAUGCAGCCUGCAACCUUCCGGCCAUCUUUAUACGAGCAGGCACAGCCCAACCGCGUUCACUCGAAAGCCGUUAUCUCAAAAACCGUUAAUCUCACGAUCUUCCAAUGAGGGUGGUGAGCUCCACAGCACCCUCGUCCAGCUCAACGAGGCCACUUCAUUCUCGCAGCAAUGUACAGAAAACUCUUUGCUUUCAUCCACUUCUUCUUCGCCCAAGCUCCCAUCCGAUGGUCGUUUAGUGAGUCCGGCCACCGGUGCGAUGGGCCAAACGCCGAGCACACUGUCCCCAGGCCCAGCCAGCGCGGCUGCAUCUUCAUCGUACGCUGUCCAGUGGACGACGACCACGGGAAAGGGGUGGGCCUCAUCUGGUGCCCGAGAAACGGGAACUAUGGACAAUGUCGGUCUGAUCAGUGGCAUUUACGAUGAUGGAGCAAGAUGGCGAAAGCCUCCUUUGGCGCCACUGCGAGGCUUGCCGGCUACUUUGUUGCCUACUCCCUCCUCUCACUUGCCCCAUGUAUCGUCUUUCACGAUUACGCAAGACACCUUCAACCCACAACCGACGAAAUGGGACGACAAGAACAGCCAUGACUUCGCACUUGUCAACUCCAGCUUGGACUCAGUCACUUCAUCUCCAGCCAGAGCGAGGAAAACCCCCAUAUCAUAUCUGCGCUCAUAUAGCUUAGAGCACCGGUCACCAAGCGCAACCCAUCGAAGCUCAGAGAGGGCAAUCAGUCAAAAACGAAUCCCGAAGGGCGGCGGUGUUUUGACGGGUUUUGUAGAAGCGCACACAUUUCGGCAUAAGUCAUCGGUGGAUGCUGCGCCAGAAGACCAAAUCAGGAUAAAAAGACCCGAAGAAGAGGAGCAGGAGAUAGGAAGCAUCGAAGGCUUUGAAAAGGGAAAGGAGACUUCUUUACUCGACGCUAGCAUAGAAAAUAACAGUGAACUUUCCAGAGUGCCAAGUCCAACUCAAGUUGACGAUUGCAUAGUCGGAAGUAAGGGGGUAUCCCAGGCCAAGGCGAAUGGAGGCAAGAUGACUGCCAGUGGCAAAAAUCGGCUCGAGCCUCAGAGCUUCCAGCAGUCUAGGAACCGGAUGAGCAGAUUAGUGAGAAAAUUGAGGCAAAGAAUAACGGAGCCUGAGGAACGAACAGAAGAGGGAAGAAACGGCCAGGAAUGCAAAGAGGAAGAAGUGGAUGAUGAAGAGGAGGUGGAAGAGGCAGAUACAGAUAGGGAAAUAUAUGGCACAAACACAUUCUCCAGUACCGUAAAAGCCAGUAAAAAAACAAAUUUACUCCUUGGUGAUGGUGGUGGUGGCGGUGGUGAUGUUCACUCAGCAUUUGAGUCUCUAACCUCUCCACCCAUGAAGAGGCGAGGCCGGAAGCCUAUGGUUGUCACAAUGAUGAAUCCUAGCCGGAUACUCAUUAAAGUUGCACGAACGGCUGAGAUUUCUCUGUCGAGAACGCGGUCACACAGUGCCGAUCCUUGGCUGACACUAGUUGAACAAGAAACGGCAAAUGGCUCAUCUAAUGUGGCUCAAACGCGGAAGUUAUCUACUGAAAAUGGACCAGCUCAAUUACAGGAAGGUGUCAGUUCCAAUGAGGCCGCCAGUGGGACGCAUGUAAUGCAAGAGGAGGCAGAGCAGAGACAAGAGCUAGAGGGCUUUGGACGUUUAGAAAAAUUAGUUAAAGACAGAGCUGCUAAAGUGCGACGAUCCAGGGCAAUAGAAAGGUUCGCAGAUUUGUGGAAUUCCGAUAAGAGAUCGGAAAAAAGUGGUAAAUAUAUAUAA
Messenger RNA from Protopolystoma xenopodis, 2304 nucleotides. NCBI's taxonomy places the organism in Eukaryota, Metazoa, Platyhelminthes, Monogenea, Polystomatidea, Polystomatidae. The record is from the annotation of a GenBank genome assembly.